Messenger RNA from Bombus pascuorum, 6920 nucleotides. It is a transcript of the gene Ubr1, whose product is annotated as E3 ubiquitin-protein ligase UBR2. Gene Ontology annotation, biological process: protein ubiquitination; ubiquitin-dependent protein catabolic process via the N-end rule pathway. The record is from RefSeq and is a predicted model, not a curated record. NCBI's taxonomy places the organism in Eukaryota, Metazoa, Arthropoda, Insecta, Hymenoptera, Apidae. Gene Ontology annotation, cellular component: cytoplasm; ubiquitin ligase complex. Gene Ontology annotation, molecular function: zinc ion binding; ubiquitin protein ligase activity. The transcript has 2 exons. The coding region runs from base 282 to 5591 and encodes 1769 amino acids.
CUAUAAAUCGUUGGUAACCUAUCACUUUCAGAUAAUGAUUGAAUAGAAAUGAGAACAUUGUGUGAAGUAGUGAAAUUGUAUCAAAUCAUAUAAUUUAUAUGGAUUAAGAUACAUCACGUAACAAAAUUCUGUGAAUGAUUUUGAUCUAUUCAAUGUUAACAUGUUGGAUCAAAUAAGAAUGUAAAGAACAAUAUACAAUGCAUCUACUUUAUGUUGGUACAUUGUAUCAAGAACUGUGUUGAUUCUGUGUACACAUUGUUUUGGCAAUUUAAAUUACAAUAAUGAGUAGUGAGAAUUUACAAGAACAUCUAUUUCAAAUUGAAGAUAUGGAGUCACCACCAUCUUCGCCUACUUUCCAAAAGUUUAGUCAUUCGUGCGUAAAUGUAUGGAUGGAAAAAAUGAAUAAAGGAAUACUGUCAUGUGCUCAUUUUAAUGAACACUGGAGAGUCUGGGUUCCACGGAUAUAUAGUCCACAACAAAAUACCAAUUGUCUAGAUUGGGCUUUUGAUGAAGAAGCAGCAAAAAAAGUACUUUUUGAUACUUUAAAAGAAUUUAUUUGUAAUGGUGAUCCAGAUAUUGUACUAAAAGAACUAAGUCAAAUGGAUAAUGUGAUAUGCGGUAAAGUGUUCAAAAUGGGUGAGGCUACAUAUAGUUGUAGAGAGUGUGGUGUGGAUUCAACAUGUGUUCUGUGCGCAGAUUGUUUUAAGCAAUCAGCUCAUCGUAAUCAUAAGUAUAAAAUGGGUACGUCUAGUGGAGGAGGAUUUUGCGAUUGCGGGGAUAUAGAAGCUUGGAAAAAAGAACCAUUUUGUAACACACAUCUAGCUGGAAUACAAGCUAAAGAAUCUCGUGGAAAUAAAUUACCUGGAGAUAUAGCAGAAAGAGCAGUAAUAACUUUUGAGGCAAUAUUAAGAUAUUGCCAUACAAUGUUAUCUUUGGAACAUACAAUUGGAUUACCUUCUGAUUUGUGUUCUAAUAAUACAGUGGAUGAUGAUUAUUGUAUAGGAGAUUAUUGUACAGUUCUUUUCAAUGAUGAGACUCAUACAUUUGAUCAAGUAAUUAGUACUCUUAUACGUGUUAUGCAUUGCUCACAAAGAGACGCAUUAGAAUUUGUAACAAGUGUUGAUAGAGAUGGCAGAGCUGUUGUAAAAUGUGCAGAAUUUCAUGAGUGUAAAGAAUUACAGAAUGAUAUUGAAAAAUUCACAUCGCGACAUAGCAAUAGAGCAUUAAAAGUACUUGUAGUUCAUGCUCAUGUAAUUGCUCACCAAAUAUUUGCUAUGCUACUUUUACAUUGGUUACAACAAUUUAUAAAUCCCUGUGAAAGUUUUAGAGUGCUUUUCAGUAAUGUUGCGCUCAAUACAAAAUUACCAGUUAUUUCCAUUGUAGAAGGUAUACUUAUGAAAGAUUCACAAUUAUGGAAAUCCGCAAGAACAGCAUGGCACAGAUUACUAAUGUCUGGAAUGCUUAUGGAAUAUGAAAGCAAAAGAGCUCUAGCAAUUGUUUUUACGUAUAAUUACGGUUCUAUUAUGAAAGAUUACAUAAGAGACGAUCAUGAUCAUUCAUUUUCUAUUGUCUCGUUCUCUGUACAAUUGUUCACAGUUCCAACAUUAGCGCAUCAUCUUAUUGCACAUCAUGAUGUACUGUUUAUCUUAUUAAAUACAUUUAUUUCGGAAAGUUCACGAAGAUGUAAUGCAGCAGGAAAGUUGGAAUUUGAAAGAGAUACGCCUAAUACUUCAUUUAAAAGAGCUCUAUAUAUGCUCCAAGAUUUACGAUAUUUACUAAGCUCCAAACCAGAUGUUUGGACUGAUGAAUUAAGAAAAAGCUUUUUACAAGGACUUUCACUUUUGCUCACAUUACUUAGCAGUAUGCAAUGCAUGGAUUCUGUAGUGAGACAAGUUGGUCAGCAUAUGGAAUAUGAACCUGAGUGGGAAUCUGCAUUUAAUUUACAUAUUAGACUAUCUUCAGUUAUUAGUCUUGCAUUACAAUGGUGUGGUUCGGAUCAGAUAGUUCUAAUAAAAGCUUUUCGUUUAGUUUUAAGAAAGCUAUAUGAACAACCAGGACAUGAAAUUGGUCCACCUCAAGUGAGAGAAUUAGCAGAUCAUAGUGCAACAUGUCUCCAAUAUGACGUAUCAUCUGAACCAGUAUCUAUACAUCUCCCACUUUCCAGAUUUCUGGCAGGCCUUUUUCCAUAUCUUGAAAUGUAUGACUUACAUUUUCAGUGUGCAGAGUUUAUCAAUCAUACAAAGCCAACAUUAGAACAGAUCAUAGAACCGGUAUUAGCAACUCAAGUAAUGAUUGCGCAAGUACAUAGUGGUAUGUGGAAGAGGAAUGGAUAUUCGUUAUUAAAUCAGUUAUAUUUUUAUCACAAUGUUAAAUGCCGUUCAGAAAUGUUAGAUAGAGAUAUCAUCUUGCUUCAAGCCGGAGCAUCUUUAAUAGAAAGUAAUGAAUUUUUGAUCCAUGUUUUAAAUAAAUUUAAUCUUUUACAAUGGGCAAGUUCAGACUUUGAUGUGAAUGCUGUCAAAUAUCUUGAAGAUGAAAGUAUCAGACAAACUUUAGUUGAAGAAUUUCUAGGGUUACUUAUAACAAUAAUAGGAGAAAGAUAUGUACUUGGAGUUGGACAAGUUACCUCUGAUGAUAUUCUGAAAAAAGAAAUCAUUCAACAAUUAUGUAUUAAACCUCUUUCUCAUUCAGAGCUUAGUAAAACAUUAUCAGAUGAUACAUAUUUGGAAAAUGAAAUGGAAAAGGUAAUACAAGAUAUUGCAAAUUUUAAAAAACCUUCUCAAGUAUCAGCAGGGAAAGGUGUAUAUGAACUAAAACCUCACUUAUAUUCGGAAUAUAAUGUAUUCUUUUAUCAUUAUACAAAAGAGGAAGUAAGUAAUUCCGAAGAAAGACAAAGAAAGCGAAGAAAAGCUUUAGGAGAAUUACAAUGUUGUCCACCUCCUAAACUUCCUAAAUUAACAGAAGUAUUUAGUUUAGUAACUAAUUUAUUACAAUGUGAUGUUAUGUUACAUAUUAUGCAAAUUAUAUUAGAAAGAGCACUUAAUUGUAAACCUCGCAGAUUUUCAGAAUCACAAGUACAUAAAAUUUUACAUCUUAUUGGGUAUGCUCUUCAAGAACAAGAAUCUAGUUAUUAUCCUUUUUUUGCUUUUACAACAAGGGCUGCAAAAUGGAAAAUCUAUAAAUUGUUAGAAGGUUUAUCUAGUACUCCACGUAUAGAAGCUCAUAAAGAUUUAUUAACAUGGAUUUUAACAAAAUACAGAGAAGUUGCUGGUAAUACCCCAAUGGAUGUUAGCACAACACCUACUGCAUCACGUACAGAAAAUGUUGAAACUGAUAAAGAAUGGAGAACAAAAAUGGCAGCAGAAAAACGAGCAAGAAUAAUGGCACAAAUGGCUGCUAUGCAGAAACAUUUUAUGACAAAGAAUGCUGAAUUAUUUGAAGAAGCAGCUUUAGAUGUGAAUAAAUCUAAUGACCAAGAUUCUAAUAUGAAUUGCAAAAGAUGCCCUCAAAAAAUACCUGUUGCUAUUGGUAUUGGACAAACAUCCAGAAUAUCCGGUGAAGAAACUUAUAAAACUUGUAUUUUGUGUCAGGAAGAUCAAAUUGUAACAGCAGCUGGUCAAGCAAUGGUGUUAGCUGCAUUUAUUCAACAAUCUACAGUUCUCUGUCAACACAGGGCUAAUACUAAUGAACCUGAUCCAUUAUAUCUUUCCGCAAAGCUUGGUGCAUCACCACACAUUAGUACUUGUGGUCAUGUAAUGCAUGUUAAUUGUUGGCAAGAAUAUUUUAACAAUGUUCUUGCAAAAGAGAAUAGAAGACCAUUCCGUUUGCGACAACCGGCAAGUUUUGAUGUGGAGAAACAUGAAUAUCUUUGCCCACUUUGCGAAUGUCUCAGUAACACUAUUUUACCUCUUUUACCAUCUUUAAGAACAUUACAACCAACUCCUCAAAAUCAACCUGAACUUGAUUUUCGUACAUGGUUGGAGGCUUUAAGUAUUACAAUGCAAGUUAGAUGUGGAUUAAGUGAAAAUUUACACAAACCAAAAUGUAUUCAAGACGAACAUGAUCCGACAUGUCGGUAUUGCAUAAUGCCAGUUCCAUGUCAUAUACAAGCUAUUCGUAAUCAACUUGGAAAUGUAGAAAAUAUGUUUGAGUUAAAUUACAAUCAAUCUGGUCCAUCCAUUUCAGAAAAUUUAAUAUCUACAAUUCAACUUUUUGCACAAGCAAUAUACACAAAAGAAUUUGGCACCGAACCAGAUGAAGAUGAUGAAAGGGUACCAUUAUUAGCAUGGAAGUCAACAGCAUACAGUGUUCAUGCUAUAGAAUUUCUUCUCCGUGACAUGAACAAACCUUUAUUAGGUGCUUUGUCAUCUAGACAAAGAGACAGUCUAGAAGGACUUACAAGGAUUUCCGCUGUAUUAGGAUCUAAAUGUCAAUUACGUACUAGUACAAAAGUGACAUGGACAGAUAGGGAUAUUAUCCAAAAUAAUGCAAUUUCUCUUUUAACUCUAUUGUUAAAAACUUCACCUGAAGGCCCAAGUAUUUUCGAUUGGGAUCCAUUUGGAGUGCUUAUACCUUUAAUUAAUUCAUUUCCUAGUCUUUUUUGUACAAGCUUUAAGGCUGUACCAUCAAUCAUUACUGGCGGAAUAUUUGAAUUUUAUGCCUUGCAGCUUAUAUUUAUAUCCCUAAUAGUAAAAAUAUUAUUAACAUCAGAUUUUAAUGAAGAGAUGGAUGUAGAUAACCCAGAGACAACUGAAAAUACAUGCUCCGAAUCUAUCUUAACAUUGGCUCAAGUUUUAAACAUUAAUGUUGGCACUCAAGUAGUUGCUAAUAUAUGGAGACGAGUCGCAAAUGCUUCUUUGCCUUUUCUUAGAUGUUGUGCUCUCUAUUUUCAUUACAUAUGUGAUGUUCCAGCACCAGAAGAACUAACUAAAAUAGAUGGAGCUACAUAUGAAAAUAUCUGUGCAUAUUUGGGAUUACCAACAACGUGUGAUGAUUUAAUAAAACCAAAUUUGGACAUAAUUAUAAAAUUAAUAAAUAUUUGGAAAAGUCAUCCCACUGUUCAAAUGCAUCUAUCUGGUGCUAGUACAAUCACAAUAAUAAAAGAACCUUUGAAAGUUAACAGAUUAGUGGAGCUUCCAGAAGAUUAUAGUGAAUUGAUAAACAUGAUAUCGUCGUUUACGUGCCCAAAUAGCGUCCGUGAAGAUUCUAAAACACCGACGCUGUGCUUAGUAUGUGGCGAAAUGUUAUGUUCUCAAAGUUAUUGUUGUCAGUUUGAAUUGAACGAUGCACUGGUCGGUGCGUGCACAUAUCACGCAAGUAAAUGUGGAGCUGGAGUAGGAUUAUUCUUACGAAUACGAGAGUGUGAAAUUCUUUUCCUAAGAAUCUCGAAUCGAGGAUCAUUUGCUUGUCCGCCUUACUUGGACGAAUAUGGAGAAACAGAUCAAGGUUUACGAAGAGGAAAUCCACUUCGACUGUGUCAUGAUAAAUACAGGCAACUGAAUCAGAUGUGGUUAGGGCAUGGGCUAUAUGAAUCCAUAUCAAGGGCUAUUGAAUCUUCAAGUAGUCCCAUGUCAACCCGGUGGCAGCAUCUAUAACCAUUCUAGGAUUUUUAUGCUCUAGCCUGGACAUUUAGUUAUGGAUACUAAAUCUAUAUUUAGCAGAAACGAUCGUAGCAUACUAUGAUUGUUAAUUCUCUGUUUAAUCAUCGAAAGAAACUGAUGAAAUUAUUUAUUUUGAUGACAAAGUGUGGAUAGCUUUGUAUAUUUAAAAUGAUUGGGUGUUAUUCUCGUUGCAACGUCCUUUUAGAUUAUUUCAGAGUUUACGGAAUUUUCUAUUAUUGUGUAAAUUAAAUAUAAAUUUCUUUAUAAUUAUUGACAAAUGUUUGAAUAUUGUUGCUUGUAAAAAUUAGUUUGUAAUAUUAUUUGAAUAAUUGUCACAUUGUUUACAAAAUUCUAGGAUCAUAUGAGCAAUCGAAGUUGUAUAAAUGGAAAAUUUUCUGUAUUAGCUAUUUUAAAAUACUAUUAAUGAUAAACAUCACUUUUUGUGUCAUUUCACAUAAAUUUCAUAAAAUAUUUCGAAAUUAUCUUUUGUUAGAAAUUAUUAAAUGCUUAAAAGAAUCGAGUAUAUACAAAUUUGAAAGUUAUUGCAGUAAUUAAAUAUUUAUUUCAGUUUUAGAAUUUCUUAAUCAGUAUGCAAUACACAUACACACACAUAGAUAAAUGUUGAAAAAUCAUAAAAUACAAAGAUUAUUUCCGUAAAUUCAAAUAAAUACUGUGACAUAAUAUUUGUUCUCUCAUUGCUAGUCUUUUAGAUAAUUUGAUGAUACCUACAUCUUGCAUAAGAUUAACUUUUUUAUAUUAAUUAAAUUAGUUUCUUUUGCAUCUAAUAUUGCAAUGAGUUAACUUGUAUAUUGUACAGUUACUUAAUAUAAAUUUAUUUAUGUAUAGGUUUAUAAUAUAUUUACAUAUGAUAUAUAUAAAUAUUACUUAUAUUCUGGAUCAGUUCAGAAAGUUUAGAAUCCUUAAUUAAUAGUACCGCCAGAAACUGCAAUUAUAAUUAUUUUCAAUUUUGCUUAUAUGCAAUAAGUUUUAACAAAUAGCAUUAGUAUUUGUAAUGACAUUUAAAAUGUUUUAAUAACGAUUUUAUUACUAAUAACAGAGUCGUUAUCAUUUAUCAUUUUCUUUUUUGGAGUGCAAUAUGUACUUCUUGUUUUAUCUAAUUAAAUGUAUGCAGUAAACAUUAAUAAUAGCAAAAAGAUAUUUUACAUCUGCGAAUAUUAAAAAAUUUUGUUUUAACGAAUUAUUUAUAUAUUUAUAAUAUUUUAUGUUACAUUACAAACAUUUUCAAUUUAAUUAGUGAGAAGAAAUGUUCAGUUUUGUCAAUUAUGUAUAAUAUCUGAAAAUACAUAUACUUAUUGACAUUGA